AAGACAGUCUGCAACCGAUCGGACCGAGCGAGCCCAGCCUCAAUGCAGCCCGCUAGCCGACGCAAUUAAUCGAUGCGUUUCAUACAGAAGGCCGUUUGAGCGAGAGCAGGUAAACGUCAACUCCAAGUCUUGUUACACCAAGAAGUUUUUUUUUUUUUUUUUCUCGUAUGUGAAAGUAUCUAGUGUAAGAUGAGAGUCAUGGAGAAAAACGUGCUGCGUCUGGUGGCUGUGCAGCACCUCCGCGCAGCCUACGGGAUAAAGACAAAGAACUGGAACAAACACAAAGCGGCCAGCUGCAGGUCAACAGCCAGCACCUCGACAAAGGUUUUCGGGGUGUCCCUGGAGAGCUUACCAUAUUAUAAUAUGGAAUGUGGGAGCGUGCCAAGCUUCCUGGUGGACGCAUGUAUGAUGCUGCUGGCACAUGUCGACACAGAGGGCCUGUUCAGAAAAUCCGGCUCUGUCAUCCGCCUGAAGGCACUCAGGGCAAAACUGGAUGCGGGUGAGGAAUGCCUGUCCACCGCACUUCCCUGUGACGUGGCCGGUCUGGUGAAGCAGUUCUUCAGGGAGCUGCCGGAGCCGGUGCUACCUACAGAGCUGCAGGAGGCCUUCUUCAAGGCCCAGCAGCUCCCCGCCGAGGAGGAUAGGACCUCUGCCACCAUGCUGCUGUCCUGUGUUCUGCCCGACAGAAACCUUAGCGUCCUGCGUCACUUUUUUGACUUCCUCCACAAUGUGUCUAUGAGGAGUGCAGAGAACAAGAUGGAUAGCAGUAACUUGUCUUUAAUCUUGGCUCCCAACAUCCUCCACGCUGGAGAGGGUACAGAGAAGAUGAAUGCCAACACCGAGAAGCGCCUCAAGCUACAGGCAGCCAUAUUGCACUGCUUCAUAGAGAAUGCCUGCAACUUUGGUGUCUUACCACAAUUUCUGCUCGAGAAAGCUCCAGCCAUGAUGGGCUGUGAAGCGGGGGUUCUGUCUCCUGCUGAUGGACUCGAGGAGCUGGAUUUAAACUCGGGGAUGAAGAAGAGACACAGACGCAGCUUCGGAGAUAUGGUCAAUGGUGCCCUGAAUAAGAUAAAAACUAAUAGAACACCCACAAAUGCCAGCCAGUCAGACAGUCUUGUCUUUUCCUCUGCAACUCCUGUGAUCGGAACACCGACCUCAAAACGAAAACAUCCCAUGGAAUCUGGUCACUCUUUUGGAUUCUCAAACAAGAAACGUAGAUCUGUCAAAAAGACCCUUGGGAUAGAAUUACUUCCCAAUACUUUGUUCAGCGGAGCCUCCACUCCUGGAUCAGCUUACAGUGCUUCGGGGGUUUUGGACUCUUCCCAAACUACCCUGUCGUCAGCAGGGAAGUCUAGAAGGCAGUCAGCCGUCUCUGUGAGGAGGAAGAGCCGACGACUCAGCAACAGACAUGCCGUCAGCAGGGUGGAAUCUGGAAAAGCCGGAUGUUUUUCUCCAAAAGUGGCCAAAAAAGAAGCACCACGCAAAUCUCUGCGCUUGCGAUUUAGCCUGGGGAAGAGCAGCAAGGAGGCUGGAUCUGAGUCCAUUGGCUGGCGACUUGCCACUCAGGAGAGCACCACCAGUUUUUGUUUCACCAAAGAGACCGAGUUCAGUCCAUCAGGUCUGCCUAGAAAAGCAGAACCCAAAAGCACCAAGUACAUCAGCAAGUCUGAGGACAACUUGCUGACCCCUCAAUGUGGCUCAAGUGCCCAGCGGACCUUGUGGGGCGGGGAGACCCCUGUAGGAGCCCAGGCUUUCGGCGGAGGCUCUUUCACAGACACCCCCAUGAACAUGUGCCUAAAGAGCAACUACAUGUCUGAGCCAACCAUCGUCGUGUCCAAGCCCCCGGCCGUGGCCAGCUUUCCCAAGAAGCUGUGUUGUGCUUCCAGCGCUGAGAGCCUAGAGAGCGAGGUCUCCAUCGCCGAGGCCCAGAGCCGAACCGGUCCCACCCUUCUGAAAAUAAAGAAGGCCUUCACAGAGUCCGGCAGUGACCUCCAGACCGUCGUACGGGAUCCCUGCAACACUAUGGAGACGGACGCAGCAAAACCACCAGGCGGCAUCCUGCUCCCUCCACCACGGACUCCCACAGUCAAAGUUGUGAACAAAGAGGCCUCCAGGUUCUCAGCUCAGCAGAGCCUUCUGGCUAACGAACAGAACAUUACCUUCGGCCAGCUUGAAAUUGCCGCUCUAUCGCCUCUGCAUAUUGACAGUGUCAUUUUUGAGCCUGGUGUAUACCGUACGGAUAAACGUUCCCUCUGUGCCACCUACGUCAGCAGCAACAACAGCUCCAUGGUGGGAGACUGUGAAACGGAGGUGGAGCAGGUGAACUGCAGCCGGCUGAUUGAUGCUCUGGACAUCCAGAGUCCUGCUCACUUCAAACUGGGCGUCUCCUGCGGGCUGCAGUCCACUCCAUACAAGCUGGGCCUUGAACUCAGGCAUGAGUUUGGUACUCCUCCAAAGAUUGGUACUCUAGAGUGCGAGGCACACGAAGAAAACAAAUCUUCCCCAGAGGGCGGCGCCAAAGUCCAAAACCAACAACAGCUCUCGCCGCGCAGCCUGGAGACUGAAAAGCGUCGCGUGGCGGACCACAUCCAUCACUUCAACAAGCUCACCCUCCACUCUCCCAAGGGCUCUAUGGCCAAACACAUCAGAUCGCCGCUCAAGUUCCAGCGCACCCCGGUGCGUCAGACCGUCCGCAGGAUGAACUCUCUCCUGGGGGAGAGCAGGAGGCCCUCUAGGAACGCAGAGCUCUCCAUCAGCCAGAGCGGUCCGGUGGUGAAGGCGGUGAGCCUGGAGAGCGGCCUCUCCCCUCACCCAAAGCUUCAGCCGUACCGGGAUGAGGCUCCGGUGGGGCGCUCCAACAGCGUUUGUCCCAUAAAGAAACCCCCUCCAGUCCCACCCAAAAAGCCGAGCACCUUGGCUCGUAAACCCAGGGUCACCGCCCUGGCCGACAGGACCAACAAGGCCCAACCAAAGACCAAAGUGGACGGUUCUGUCACCGAUCCAUCAGGAGCUCAGAAGCCUCUUGUGCAGCAGGUAGUGGAGAAGGACAUGAGCCAUUACAGAGGUUCACCUCGAAACCCCCUCAACCAAGUCCAACUGCUGGCUGCCACCAAGCCUGUAGAUUUAUAGUUUCAACUCUUUUUGCCUUUUUUGUUUCCUCCUCACUAUGCAGGUCUCUGUCUGGUAGGGACUACAGGACAUUUAAACAUUCCCUCCGAUAUAUUAUCCAUACUUUCAGGGCUUUUAAUUUAUUUUUAGCUACGGUAGGUGCUGUUUGUGAUGUGUUAGGGUCUUAAUGGGAGAUUUUUAGUUUGUUUAACUCUAGUAAAAGAGGUAUAGGAGUUAAAUAUCGACACAUAUCAGCCUACAGGAUCAUGUUGGGUAGUGUUUAGACUGUAGUGUGCAUGCCAGAUUAUGUGAAAUGUGAUUGAUGGGAUGACUGAAAAAUUUGUUAGGAUCAAGUCUUUUGCUUUUAUUUAUGCAUUUUUAUAUCUAAUCCUUAGUUAGAUGCCUUUUAAAAAAAAAAAAACUGUUUACUGAAGUUAAAGCUUUUUCUUAACUUCACAAUAUUUUCUUACUGGCUCUCGUCAUGGACAGAAAAAAAUGCACCUUUUGUUGGA
This is a messenger RNA of Anoplopoma fimbria (sablefish), 3620 nucleotides long. RefSeq names its product Rho GTPase activating protein 11A (gene arhgap11a). Bases 190 to 3129 code for a protein of 979 amino acids. The record is from RefSeq and is a predicted model, not a curated record. Gene Ontology annotation, biological process: signal transduction. Lineage: Eukaryota; Metazoa; Chordata; Actinopteri; Perciformes; Anoplopomatidae. The transcript has 12 exons.